Messenger RNA from Saccharomyces paradoxus, 621 nucleotides. It is a transcript of the gene SEC66, whose product is annotated as Sec63 complex subunit SEC66. The transcript has a single exon. The record is from RefSeq and is a predicted model, not a curated record. Gene Ontology annotation, biological process: post-translational protein targeting to membrane, translocation. Gene Ontology annotation, cellular component: Sec62/Sec63 complex. Lineage: Eukaryota; Fungi; Ascomycota; Saccharomycetes; Saccharomycetales; Saccharomycetaceae. Bases 1 to 621 code for a protein of 206 amino acids.
AUGUCAGAAUUUAAUGAAACGAAAUUCUCUAACAAUGGUACGUUUUUUGAAACGGAGGAACCAAUUGUGGAGACGAAAUCAGUCUCUGUUUACACCCCACUCAUAUAUGUCUUUAUUCUGGUAGUGUCCCUUGUGAUGUUCGCUUCAAACUACAGGAAGAACCAGGCCAAAAAAAUUAGCGAACAACCAUCGAUAUUUGAUGAAAAUGAUGCUCAUGAUCUGUAUUUUCAGAUAAAGGAAAUGAGUGAAAAUGAAAAAAUCCAUGAAAAGGUCUUGAAGGCCGCCUUAUUGAACAGAGGUGCAGAAUCUGUUAGACGAUCAUUAAAAUUGAAAGAAUUGGCUCCCCAAAUCAAUCUUUUAUAUAAAAAUGGGUCAAUCGGGGAAGAUUAUUGGAAGAGAUUUGAAACUGAAGUUAAAUUAAUUGAACUGGAAUUUAAAGAUACUUUACAAGAAGCCGAAAAACUACAACCAGGUUGGGUGCAAUUGUUCGUUAUGGUUUGUAAAGAAAUUUGCUUUAAUCAAGCUCUUUCCAGACGUUAUCAAUCAAUCUUGAAACGUAAAGAAGUCUGUAUUAAAGAGUGGGAGCUGAAGAUAAAUAAUGAAGGAAGAUUAACCAAUUAG